Molecule: messenger RNA, 1755 nt
Organism: Laccaria bicolor S238N-H82
Lineage: Eukaryota; Fungi; Basidiomycota; Agaricomycetes; Agaricales; Hydnangiaceae
Product: malate synthase
Exons: 6
Coding region: 7-1635 (542 amino acids)
Biological process (GO): glyoxylate cycle
Cellular component (GO): cytoplasm; peroxisomal matrix
Molecular function (GO): malate synthase activity
Source: RefSeq, a predicted model, not a curated record
CUCAUCAUGGUCGCCGGUGUUCAAAUCCACUCAAAAGUCGCUCAAAAGGCUCAAGCAGAGCUAUUCACAGACGGCGCACUCAAGUUCCUCGCUGCCCUCCACCGCACCUUCGAGUCGACGAGACAGAGCCUGCUCGUCGCUCGCGAAGAUGCUCAGCGUCGCUAUGACGCGGGGGUGCCGCUUGACUUUGCCCCGGAGACGGCGCAUAUUCGCGCUGAGGCCUCGUGGCAUUGCGCACCGCCUGCUCCUGGACUUGAGGACCGCCGCGUAGAGAUUACGGGUCCGACAGACAGGAAGAUGGUCAUUAACGCUUUGAACAGCGGUGCGAAGACGUUCAUGGCUGAUUUUGAAGAUUCGAGUGCACCGACAUUCGCGAAUAUGGUCAAUGGCCAGAUUAAUUUGCGAGACGCCAUUCGUCGUCAGAUUGAUUUCGAGGUUGGUGGAAAGUCGUACAAGCUCUCCCAAAAUCCCGCUGUGCUUAUCGUUCGUCCUCGAGGAUGGCACCUCGACGAACCCCGCGUAACGGUCGAUAACGCCCCCGUCUCAGGAUCCAUUUUCGACUUUGCCUUGUACUUCUAUAACAAUGCACAUGAACUCGUGAAGCGCGGGUCGGGGCCAUACUUUUACCUCCCGAAAAUGGAACACUAUCUUGAAGCGCGUCUCUGGAACGAUAUCUUUGUCUUUUCCCAGUCCUAUAUUGGCAUGCCGCAUAACACGAUCCGUGGAACCGUUCUCAUUGAGACCCUCCCGGCUGCGUUCCAGAUGGAGGAAAUUCUUUUCGAAUUGAGGAACCAUUCCUCUGGUUUGAACUGUGGACGUUGGGAUUAUAUCUUCAGCUUCAUCAAGAAGCGUAGAGCUGACCGGAGUGCCGUCUUGCCAGAUAGGAAGGACAUUACCAUGACCGUCGGCUUCAUGGACUCCUACGUCAGGCUUCUCAUCCAGACAUGCCACAAGCGCAAAGUCGCGGCUAUGGGGGGCAUGUCGGCCCAGAUCCCUAUCAAGGACGACCCCAAGGCCAACGAAGUCGCCAUGGCCAAGGUCCGCUCGGAUAAGCUCCGCGAAGUCACUGCUGGGCACGACGGCACCUGGAUCGCGCACCCACUCAUCAACAAGAUUGCUCGUGAGGUAUUUGACAAGAACAUGCUUGGUCCUAAUCAGUACCAUGUCCUUCGCCAAGAAGUUAAAGUCGCCCCGUCCGACCUGCUAAGCACCAAAGUGCCCGGCCAAAUCACGCUCGAAGGAGUCCGCGAGAACGUAUCCACGUGCCUCGCGUACACCGCUGCCUGGGUGGGCGGGAACGGGUGCAUCCCGCUCAAUUACCUCAUGGAAGACGCCGCCACCGCCGAAAUUACGCGCGUACAAUUAUGGCAGUGGGUUCGGUACGGUUCGCGCAUCUCGGACACGGGUGAGCUGAUCACUGUGGAGUUUGUUGACAAGUUGGUGGGUGAGCUUGCGCCGGGGAUAAAGGGCCUUGUGGCGGGUGUGAAGGAGGAGAAUGUGAAGUUUGCGAUGGAGUAUUUGAAGGGACAGAUUAGGAGGCAGUGGCCUAGUGAGUUUUUGACGAGUGAUUUGAUGCCGUAUUUGGCGAUUGCGGAUGGGGUUGAGCCUGCUAGGCAGAGGGUGGCGGCGUUGUAGAUGAUGGAGGCGUUGUAGACGUACAGGUGGAGGAUGGCGGCCUGUCAUGUAGACUUGCGACUGAAAGCGAGUCUUUGCUGCGUAAAUGUACGUUACUAGUCAUUCAAUUUGAUUCUUGUA